Fonsecaea pedrosoi CBS 271.37 is the source of this 381-nucleotide messenger RNA. RefSeq lists its product as uncharacterized. The transcript has a single exon. Lineage: Eukaryota; Fungi; Ascomycota; Eurotiomycetes; Chaetothyriales; Herpotrichiellaceae. The coding region runs from base 1 to 381 and encodes 126 amino acids. The record is from RefSeq and is a predicted model, not a curated record.
AUGUUCCCUUGCCAAUCUUUUGCUCGCACUCUAGACACUUCCGGACAGCCAAACAGCCUGUCCGGCUUUGUUGAUCCUCAUGCGUACCAAGCCAGGUCAAUAUUGCCCUCGGCAAACGAACAGGGUCAGCAAGCGGACGGUGGUGACGAGGAGGAGACAGAUGAGCAGGAAGAGGAAGAAGAAGAAGAAGAAGAAGAAGAAGAAGAAGAAGAAGAAGAAGAUGAUGAUGAUGAUGAUGAUGAUGAUGACGAUGAUGGGUAUGAUGAUAACAAUGAUGAUUAUGACGGAGGGGCAGGGCCAGGGCCAGAGGAGGACAAAGACGAGAGUGCAAAAGAGAGCGUAUGGUCUGGGGUGCUGGUCGAGAGGCAGAGGUACUAUUAG